This is a messenger RNA of Geodia barretti, 949 nucleotides long. NCBI's taxonomy places the organism in Eukaryota, Metazoa, Porifera, Demospongiae, Tetractinellida, Geodiidae. The record is from the annotation of a GenBank genome assembly.
CGGUGAGUUCAAAGUGAGUGGCGGAUGCUGAUCGAGCAGUGAAGGCGGAGAGAAGAUGGCGAGUUUGGGCGGAGGCCAUCAGCAGGUGGUGCCCAAGAAGGCGUACGACCUUCUCUUCAAGCUGCUCCUGAUAGGAGACAGCGGCGUGGGGAAGACGUGCGUCCUGUUCAGAUACGCCGACGAUACGUUCAACACAACAUUCAUAUCAACAAUCGGAAUUGAUUUCAAGAUCAAGACCAUAGAGUUGGAGGGAAAGAAGAUCAAACUGCAGAUCUGGGACACCGCAGGUCAGGAACGAUUCCACACCAUCACAACCUCUUACUACAGAGGUGCCAUGGGUAUAAUCCUGGUCUAUGACAUCACUAAUCAGAAGUCAUUUGACAACAUUCAAAAGUGGCUCAACAACAUUGAAAUGCAUGCGUCGGCAGACGUAGAGAGACUGUUGAUUGGCAACAAGUGCGACUGGGAGACGCGGAGAACUAUCCCCACGGCAACGGGUAAUCAGUUGGCAAGCAAUCAAGGCAUUUCCUUCCUGGAAACCAGCGCAAAGACCAACCACAAUAUCGACGAGGCAUUCGAGACUCUGGCAAGGCAGAUACUCAAGAAGGCCCCGGCCCAGUCCAAAGACACUGAGGGCAGAGGGGUGGAGUUGAAGGGAUCGUCAAACAAGAAGAAUGGAGGGGCAGGGGGAGGAGGGAAGGGAGGGGGCGGAGGGUGCUGUAAUUAGAAUAGCGCCACUAUGUGUAACAGUACUACAGACACCAACCUGCGCCUACUGUUGAUAAUGAUACACUGUGUCUGCUCAAUUUACACACCUACAGUUGUUGUUGUUGUUCCAUUAAAUUAUUAUUAUUCUUUUUUAUACAUGUUAGUAACUGAUGUUAACCCUCGGCGCGCAUGCGCAGCGAGGGUCAGUACUUGGUCUGUCCGUCUGUCCACGUUUUCUGCC